Molecule: messenger RNA, 3823 nt
Organism: Ictalurus punctatus (channel catfish)
Lineage: Eukaryota; Metazoa; Chordata; Actinopteri; Siluriformes; Ictaluridae
Gene: crispld1b
Product: cysteine-rich secretory protein LCCL domain containing 1b
Exons: 15
Coding region: 191-1747 (518 amino acids)
Cellular component (GO): extracellular region
Source: RefSeq, a predicted model, not a curated record
UUGAGUUUGAUGUGUUUGAUGUGAUCUAUAUGCGUUCCGAGCACGCGCAAAAAACCAACGAGAUGUAAAAAUCUUAGAGAGUCGUGUCUGACUUCAGAACUCCAAUGCAUGAAAAUAAGCUUUAGGGCGCUGUGUCAAGGUGAAGAGGAGAUUUACGUUGGGGUUAUUGUCUCUGUGGUUUUAUCUGGAAAUGAAGCAGCACUGGUUCAGCAUUCCCGUGCUGCUCCUCGUGUACGUCCAGACUGCUUUCGCUAUGUUCAUCCCCAACGGCACACACCUGGAAGCCAUGAUGGAGAAGUACAUGGAUAAGGAGGACUCGUGGUGGGAAUCCAGGCCGAGGGGCAAGAGGGCGAUCUCGCACGGCGACAUGCAGCUGAUCCUCGACCUUCACAACAAGCUCAGGGGUCAGGUUUAUCCUCCUGCGUCUAACAUGGAGUACAUGGUGUGGGACACCGAGUUGGAGCGCAGUGCAGAGGAUUGGGCUCACGCCUGUCUGUGGCAGCACGGCCCGUCUCACCUGCUCACGCAGAUCGGACAGAACCUGGGGGCGCACUGGGGCAGAGAACGACCUCCGACCUUUCACGUGCAGGCGUGGUAUGAUGAAGUUCAGCACUUCAGCUUCCCCUAUCCACAGGAGUGUAACCCCUACUGUCCCUACAGGUGCUCGGGACCCGUCUGUACACACUACACACAGUUGGUUUGGGCCACCAGCAAUAAAAUCGGCUGUGCCAUCAACGUGUGUUACAACAUGAACGUCUGGGGAAUGAUCUGGGCCAAAGCCGUCUAUCUAGUGUGUAAUUACUCACCACCGGGGAACUGGUGGGGUCAUGCGCCGUAUAAACACGGCCGGCCGUGUUCAGCGUGUCCAUCCAGCUACGGAGGAGGCUGCAGGGACAACCUCUGCUAUAAAGAUGAUGGCAGUCAGAGAUCUUUCGCCCCCGAGCCAGAAGAGAGUAAUUACAUUGAGCCGGAGCCAUCGCACAGCCAAUCAUCUCCACCUGCUGAUCACUCGCACACCCCGACACCAGCGCCGACACCAGCGCCGACACCAGCGUCAACACCGUCACGUAACCACGGCCUGGACAGGAACGAGAUCAUCAACACUCAGCAGAUGUCUCAGCAGGUGGAGUGUGAUGUAAAGUUACGUGAUCGGUGUAAAGGAACCACCUGCAACAGGUAUGAAUGUCCACCUGGUUGUUUAUACAACUACGGAAAAGUGUUGGGAUCGGGAUAUUAUGACGUGCAAUCCGGUAUCUGUGGCGCCGGUUUGCACGCCGGGAUUAUAGACGAUGACGGAGGCUGGCUGGACGUCACCAGAAUCGGCAGACGAAGACGUUUCACCAAGUCCUACCAAAACGGAGUUCAGACGCUGGCGAAAGAGCAGAGCGCUAAUGCCUUCACUGUGUCAAAGGUACCAGUGAAAGCGAUAUCCUGUGACAUGACGGUGGCUGAAUACUGCCCUUUCAAAAAGCCCGUCACACAUUGUCCAAGGUUGUACUGUCCUCGUAACUGCCUCUACAACAGCCACGCCCGCGUGAUCGGGACCCGGUACUAUGCGGAUAGCUCCAGUAUUUGUCGGGCUGCGAUUCACGCCGGUGUGAUUCAGAAUGAUUCGGGUGGAUAUCUGGACGUGAUGCCGGUGGACAAGAGGCGACACUACAGCGGCUCGAACCAGAACCGAGUCACAUCAGAGAGCUUGCGGAAUCCCACCGGAGGAAAAGCGUUCCGAGUUUUUGCGGUGAUCUGAAGCCCCAGUCCAAGGACACACGCCGUAGUGGAGCAGAACGGCCAACAAUAACAGCGUCCCUCACGCUGAGCUGAAAAAUCUCUCAACAGAUACAAAAAAGACAUUAACGCCAGCCAUCUGGCUAAUCGAGAAGCAGCGGACUUCAGCUUUGUGUACACGUUCUGUAUAAUAUCAAGUUGUAAAUGGUUCUUUCUCUAAACGUUUCUGCGGAAGGACACAGAGGCCAGGCGUUCAUUUUUUCUGUCCCGAUUUCUUAACCAGAGAAAAAUGUCUUAGCUAGAUAGCUAGAUAGCAUAGUUUUCCAGGAUUUAUCUCCGCAUUCCUCAUUAUUGCAGUGUAUAUAGAUUAUUUGUAGCUGCAGCUCUGCCCUAACACUUGCUAGCAGAAACCUUUCAAACGUUGGCUGGCGUGCUAGUGGACUUGCACAAUAUAAAUUUGUCGCCAGUAGUUUACACAAUAGUUAGCUUGUAUAGUGCCGCUAAUACUUAAUAAUAACUAACAUUAGCUAGUUUUUCAGUAUAGUUAGUACCUAAUACAGUAGUUAUGCUAACUUUAGCUGAACAUGGAUCGCUAUUAGUGUCAAAUAUCUACUAGUGGAAAGCUAACAUUAGCUAAGCUAAUUAGUGAAGAAGCUGUGCUAGUGUUGCUAAAUCAGAAUAUUCCAAUUCUGCCACUUCGGUUCAUGCUUUAAUUCAAAAGUUGUGAUGUUUCUUUUGAUCAGCUAAUAUACAGGCAGGCUAAUGAAGAUGUAAAAAUGAAAGUUUAAUCAUUCAUGGUGUCUCGGAUAAUAUUAAUAUCUGCUAUAGCUAAUGCUAAUAAGGAGUUGUGUAUAAGAACAUGGGUAAAAGGUUAGCUCGUGUUUCUAAAUCAGAUAGUUUCUAAAUGUUAAUUCUGACAGGAAUACCACUUCUGGCUUGAACUGUGCAUCUAAUGCGUGCUUGAAGAGUCGAAAUUGUAAAAUCAAACUUUCUGAUCCAUGAGCCAGUCGUUAUAAGAUGACAGGACAGAAAAAAGAGACAGAAAAUUAGCAUGGCCUCUUUGUACUUUUGUACACGGUUCUGUUUUUUGUUAACAAGUUCUUCUUCUUUCGUUAUUUUAUUUUGUAAGGGUCGUCUAUCUGUACAUAAAGGUUUCGAUUACUUGCUUACUGGGUUGCCAAUUUAUUAGGUACACCUACAUUGUAUCUAUCCUCCACUUCAUCAUCAUGUUAAGUGUCACUGCUGUAGCGGGAAAAAAUAACACCACACGGAUAUUAUCUGCUCAGUGCUUCCCCCUUUGAUUAUUGAACAAGAUGUAGACGGGUGUCAAUACUUUUGUGCAGAGUAACAGAUCAUACACAGUGCAGCUAUAGCGUAGGUGAACCUGAUAAAACGGCAACUCGGUGUAUAUAACCCGUAUUAACACCCCUGAGUUUUGUUCCUUAUGCGAGGUUACGACGUCCACGAAGUUUCUAUUUUUGUAUUUUUCGUAUCUCUGCCACGGCGGAGUUCGACCUGGCAGGCCAGGAACAAUCGCUCAACACAAUUCGGAUGAUUUCCCACAAGAGGCGCGUGAGAGUGUGUGUGAAAGGGGGAUGAGGGAACUGACGGUGAAACGUUACUACAAGUAUUUAUUAUUCGUCUGUACUGAAUGAAGCUACGCUUCAGUGGGCAUGUGCAGAUAUUUACAUCUUUAUAUCACAAUAAAUGAAUAACCUUUCCUUAUUACUGCUACACAUAUAAACAGAAGGUAAAGACUAAAAAACACUAUCAUAUAUAUAUAUAUAUAUAUAAAGAAUAUACUGUAUAUCUGAUUCGUGUUUAUGUUUUUAGGAAAACAUUAACAGCAUAAGACAAAAUACAUCCACAUAUAUUUCCACAAAGUGUUCAAAACCUGGUCUUGGUUUUCUUUUCCACAAAAAUAAAUACAAUCCGCAAAAUACAAAUAUAUGACGUCUGAAUAUUGUAGUAAACCGUAUAAGAGAUGAUCAGCACAUGCCUACUCAUCAGUCCUUAUUAUCUAUUCCGAAUAAUCCACCUGCAGGGGAAUAUGUCUUAUUUUCUUCAUUAAAAUAAAUGUCAAUAUGAUCAAAGCUGA